AGCAACGGGAAGAAUACUCGCGAUAUAAACUACUCGUUAAAAGAAAAGAGAGAAAAAGACAAAUGCGGUUGUGCUAAAAUUAUUAGUCGGGAAUUUAGGCGUAACGGCGCAUGCGCAGCGAGCGAGGUUACGUAUAGACACAAUUGGUACGUCGAUAACUUUUACAUAUGCUCGUUAUACCAACAAUUUGUGAGUUGUAAUAACUUUCACUUCAUUAUCUCGUCUCCUGUAAGCUUUGGGCUAGUUAUGUCUCCUCGACUUCUCGUAAUUUUAUUUCUGUUUUCGAAGUUGAUAUGACACAACGAAAGAGGUGGGACGUACGGACGGUAAAAGUGGCAACGCUGCACGAUUCACUUGUUUAGUUUGCGAUGUUGCAGUUACUCGUUGGUGGGGUACCAAAACGUAAGAUAUCUCCGUUCUUUCUCGAACAUUAUUCGUAAAUAUAACCUGUUUUCACGCACCGAGGAAUGUAUGCAGCACUGCUUUAACACUUUCUGCACAAUAUCGUGACAUUGGAAAACAUUUAAUUGACAAGUUAAAGGAAGUGAGAUUUUAUUGUACAAUUUCAUCAUAAUGGAAGCUGUACAAAAUCAAUCAGUGCAUAAUACAAAAUCUAAUUCUACAGUCUCGUGCAUUAAUGAGACUGAUACUGAUGAAUUGUCGAAGGAGAAAGAUGAACUUUUAUUUGGCGUAGAAGAGGAUGGUGAAGAUGAAGAUGUAUUGUCCGAUGACAGUUUGCGAUUAAGAUUAUCUGACGACGAGGAUGCUGAACAAGAAGAUAUUACGAAAAACUAUACUAAUAUUUCGGAAUUUAAAUCGCCAAAUAAGAAUAUCGAACCAUCUAAAGAUAUAAUUACAGAAGAAAAUUCAAGUGUUGAUCCACAACAGGUUGUGGAAGAAGCAGCUAAGUCUGUCGCUGAAGAACUAACACUGAAAGAGGCGCCUAAUUCAGCAAUAAAUGUUCCGGAAAAUUCAGCAUUAUCCUCUGAUGAAUUUACAUCAGAAAAUAAAUCAACGCAAAAUAGUGUAUAUAAUUUGGAGAAUGAUACAGCUGUAACUGCUAAUAAGUAUAGUGACAAAUGCACGUUUAAUAUACGUGACAAUAUAAAAAGUGACUGUCAUGACCAAGAAAUUUCCCAAGUUACCAAUAAUAUAAAAAAUAAAAUGCAAUUGAAUCACGUCGAUGACGUCGCAAUCGAUGAUGAUAAAAGUACCGUUGAAGAUAAAGCAUUAGAUAACAAUCUUGAAAGAGAAGACAGCGUAAUAAAACGUACUUUUAAUUCUAUUGAAGAUAAAGAUUUAAUAACUACCGAAGUGAGCAAUGUACAUAAGAAAGAAGCAUCAGAAAAUAUAUUAGAGAAUGAUCAUCUAUCUGUCGAGAAUCCUGCAGAGAUAAAUGGUUGUCAACAUGCAGAGAUAACGGACGACAGUGAAGGUAAACUAAAAGAAACAGACAACAUAUGUAACAAAACAAAUUCUGCAGAUACCUGCAACUCUAACAACUUAGAUACUACAGACAAAGACAUAAAUUCUGUUCAAAUUAAGAUUUGUAAUAAUGAAAAAUCAUCUACAACUACGAUUAAUUCUGACAAUGAUAAUUCAACAAUAUUAAAUGACAAUGUAGUAGAAGAAGAAGUUAUUACUCUGAACCGUCCAUUAACCGAGAUUAAUAAUGACGACAAUUCGACAGAUGCAAUCAGAUCCGAUAGUUCUGCAGAUACGAUUAGAUCCGAUAAAUUCAAUACGUCUUCAUCUUUUAAGUAUUCUAAACGUAAAAGUAAGAUGGAAAACUUAGAACACGAAAAUAUAACUCAAAAUGCAAAUACACCAAAGAUGCAAUCCGUGAAUCGAGAAAUGAGUACUACGUUAGCAGAAAAUCAGGAUGAUUCAUCUAAUAUAACAGAGAAGACGGAAAUAACGAAAGAAGACUGUAAUGUUAAAAAACUUAUAAACGAAAUAACAAAUAAGAAUUCUAUAUUGACAAAACUCGUCUCACAAGAAUCAAUUAACAAAAAAAAUAAUAAUGAGAAUGAGAUUAACACAAAUGUACAAAAAAGGAAACGAUUUAAGAAAAGAGAAAUGUCAGAUACCAAUAUAACACAAGAUUAUACCAUUGAAGAAGAUACACAAGAAAUAAAGAGCAAUGGACGACAGAAACGAAAAAGUGCGAAGAACGCGGAGAAGAUGAUUAGGAAAAAGUACCUCGAUAGCGACAGUGAUUCUAUCGAUAGCGACAGUGACAGCGAAGAAUCAAUUAUAGCAUCAAGCUAUAAAUUGAAUCAGAAAAUAUCUUCUGCGUCAUCCGUUUCAUUGAAACGUAAUUGUCCAGAUUAUGAAGAAAGUGUUGUCUUCAAUGGUACUGUUAAGAAGGCGAAAAUGAAUGCCAAAUCUGAAAAGGUCAAUACCACAAAAAAUAUCACGAAACUCACCUUCGUCGAGAAAUUCUGUCAGAGGAAUAUAAAAGAAAAACUACCAAAGCUUACGCAGGAGCAACUGGAAGAACUGCUCAUCCAAAAAAUUGUCGAGACAAUGACAAUGCGUAGUGAAAUUGGUCUGCUUCGAGAACAAGCUCGUUUAUCGGAAAAGAAUCAGGAAUCAACGCGACUAAAGCUGCAGCAACUGAUGAAACAAGUCAAGGAUUUUGAAAUGGUUCUGAAUCGCAAUGCAGCAGAUCGCCGUAUAAACCCUGACAAAGUUGUCACGCCUAUAAAAAUCAACAGAUCCGUGGGCCUACAAGUCAAUUUUGUAACGGAACACGGAAUGCAGAAUUUACGACAAAUACAACAAACCUCCCAGCAAAAGAUCGCGAACACUCCGACGACCAGUGUCAGUACUCCGGUUUCUGAGUCAAAUAACAGUACGGCUUCUUCAAGUCCAAGACGCGGAAUUAAGAUAAGAUCACCUCGGCGAUCUGAAGUGUCCAUGACCCCUUCUACUCCCACGAUUUCGCAAAGUUCGACACAAACUUCGCCUCUUAUUUCCACUGUGACACCGGCGGCGUUGGUUGUCGCCAAACCUUUGGACACGCAACAAACUUUAACGCUACCUAGUCAAACUAGCACCAUCCAACAAAUCUUAACAGGAAAUAUGCCACAGCAACAGGUACAAUCACAAGCUUACGUUCUAAAUGGUAAGAUCUCGAAUCAAAUAAAUCGUCCAAAUACGGCUUUGAUAAGUGCUAAAUCAAGAAAUAACGAUCUUAUCGAUCUUACGGACGAAGAAGAAAAAAAUAAAUCUGCGAAAAUUUCUGUCGCAUCAACACCUGCUUUAAUCGAGCAACAGCUGCCAACGACUGUUACAACGAAACCAGUACAAUGCUUCUCAAGAGUAAUACAAACGAUACCGACAAACGUAGCGAUUACGACACAAGCAGCUAGUAUAAGAUUGGUACAGCCCAACCAAUCAACGCCGACUGCUACUAUUGUGAACGGGGCACCUCCCAGAUUAGCAUAUGUAAUGCAGAGUAGUGUAGGUGCAAGACAAUUAUUAAUAACGUCGAAUGCUAACCAGCAGAUACGACCAAUAACUACAUGUAGAGUAACUACAUCGUUCCCAACUAUGACAUACAAGACAGGAACGUCAACGAUUGCAAAUGGUACAGUACGUGUACUAACUACGCCAGCUGUAUCAAAUGUACAGAUAAAUAAGCAUCCUGCACCAUUGCCAGAUACUCCAAAUUAUGGAAUAACUCCUGGCUGGAAGCUUCCACCGCCUGCUCCGUCAUUAAAAAUGACUAAAGUCCCGAAUGGUAUAGUAUUAUCGUGGAACAUGCAGCUUACUGAUAAAUAUGCUGAUAUUGCUAGUUACCAAUUAUAUGCGUACCAAGAAGUCACAGGUGUGACGCCGAGCACCUCAUUGUGGAAGAAAGUGGGAGAUGUUAGAGCACUGCCGUUGCCUAUGGCAUGUACCUUGACUCAGUUUUCUGAGGGUAAUAAUUAUUAUUUCGCAGUCAGAGCGGUAGAUACACAUUCCAGAAAAGGACAGUACAGUAUACCUGGUAAUAUCUCUUUGUAAAAGAGGCAGGAGAACGAAAUUUCGAAAUAUCAUUCAAACACAUUACAUCUCUUUAAGUUUCUUUUUCUUUGUGUACUUUCGUGCGUAAUUCGAUGUGUGAUAAAUUGUGAUAAAUAUUUGCUAUCUGACAACAAGCAUACAAUAUUUUAUUCAAUUCUCUUUAAAUAUCUUGAAUAAUGUUUGUUUUACGAUAUCAAUCUCGGAUCAACAAUAAACUCAUUUAGAAAAGUAAUAAGUGAAACAAUAUACAGGUUUCUAUUAUGUCAUAUUUUUAUAUUUGUUAUAAUGGCGUAGAAAUUUUACAAAUAUAUCUCCAUGUGCACAGUGUUUAAACCAGUAGAAUAAAAUUGAUUAAAAAGAAAUUUAAUGCUCGAUUUACAAAACGAUAAAAUUCUACGCAAGCCAUCAUCACGAGCGAAAUACAAAUUGAACAGUUGCUAAUCGCGCGAAUAUCAUUUCCGUAAAUGCUUCCAACUAUAUAACUGCGCACAUUUACUAUUAUAUCUUUUUAACAUGAUUUUGUAUAUUCUCCUAAAGUAAGCGAUUUAUGUUACGGUAAAUUUACAUUCAGUUGUAAUUUCUCAGUUAUAUAUUAAUGAAUAUUGAUAGAAUUGUCUUGACACUCAAUCUCUAUCUUUGUUUUACAUUGUUCAUGAUAUAUUUCAUAAAUGCUCGUAGCGCAUAGGACAAAAAAUUCUAGUCAAAACAUUUUGACAGGCUUAUGAACAAUUUUAACUGAUAGAAAAUAUUACACACAAAGACUUACUACGGAAGCGUAUUACGGUCGACGAUAUAAGAAUGAAUAUUCUCCGCAAAAAUAUCCGCGUUCUUUGCUUGCGAAAGCUACAUAUAGACGUACUAACUAUGUAUAAUUAUUAAUUCGCUCUUAAAUUCGCGACGGUAUUCAAUGCUGGUACUUUCCAGCAAUUAAUUGUACAAGUAAUCUGUUAGAUUCUGGAUAAUUUGCUCAAUUUUUAUACAAUUUUGAAUUCAGGAACGUAUUUAUAAUUACUGAUAUAUUGUAGAGCAGUAAGCGAAAUCAAGAUAUCUCGUCGAGACAAGCUCGUAUGUAAAUAUCAAUCUGUAUUAAUGUACUGCAAAUCAUUAAUUGUACUACAUAAUUUAUAAGCAUAUUUAAGAUAUCAGUUAAUGCACUGAAUUAUAAUAAGCUUUAGUUUUAUUUGUCGUAUUGUUAGGUAUCAAGUUGUCCAGGAAAUAGUAUAUGUCGAUUUUUAGAAAAAAAAAUGCGGUGCGAAAUUUUUUAUAUGUAAGUAU
Molecule: messenger RNA, 5289 nt
Organism: Harpegnathos saltator (Jerdon's jumping ant)
Lineage: Eukaryota; Metazoa; Arthropoda; Insecta; Hymenoptera; Formicidae
Gene: wde
Product: Fibronectin-III type domain-containing protein windei
Exons: 15
Coding region: 574-4014 (1146 amino acids)
Biological process (GO): regulation of DNA-templated transcription
Cellular component (GO): nucleus; transcription regulator complex
Molecular function (GO): protein binding; transcription coregulator activity
Source: RefSeq, a predicted model, not a curated record